Molecule: messenger RNA, 1866 nt
Organism: Cordyceps fumosorosea ARSEF 2679
Lineage: Eukaryota; Fungi; Ascomycota; Sordariomycetes; Hypocreales; Cordycipitaceae
Exons: 2
Coding region: 1-1866 (621 amino acids)
Source: RefSeq, a predicted model, not a curated record
AUGAAUGUCCCAGUGGACGCGCCGGCCCCUGGCCAGCGCAAACUGGUGCUAUGCUUUGACGGGACUGGGAACAAGUUCCACGGCGAUGACAGCGACAGCAACAUCUUGAAGAUCUUUCGCAUGCUGGAUCGCAGCUCGCAGAAUCAGUAUCACUAUUACCAGCCUGGCAUCGGGACGUAUGUCACGUCCGACUCGCUGUCACAGUCUGGCACCUGGGGGAAGAUCUCCGAACAGUUUCAAAAAGCCAAGGACUCAGCCAUUGGGACGAGUUUUGAUCAGCAUGUCGUGGCCGGAUAUCGGUUCUUGAUGCGCUACUAUAAGAAUGGCGAUCAAAUCUACAUGUUCGGCUUCAGCCGCGGCGCCUACAUCGCCCGAUUCCUGGCGGAGAUGCUCGACUACAUCGGUCUGCUGUCCCACGGCAACGAAGAGAUGAUUAAGUUCGCUUGGCGCGCCUUUUCGCAGUGGCAGUGCCGUCGCAAGUCCCGCAGCACAAACGACGCCGACGAGGACGACGGCUCCGACAUCAGCGAGGGCGAGACCAAGACGGACAAGAUGUACAAGUUUAUGAAGGACUUUCGAGAGACCUUCUCUCGGCCGGUCGGCCGCAUCCGCUUCCUCGGGCUGUUUGACACAGUCAACUCUGUGUCCCGCUUCGAGAGCGCCUGGAUGCAGCGCGCCAAGUUCCCCUACACGGCGCGCACCAGCGCCGAGGUCAUCCGCCACGCCGUGAGCAUCGACGAGCGCCGCGCCAAGUUCCGCCAGGACCUGCUGUACCAGAAGACACACGACGACAGGCAACCGCACCACCUCCACCUCAGCCAGCUCCUGGAGCCCGUCCGAAGGAGCUUCGAGCACUACGUUGGCGGCGGCGACACCUCCCGCGCCGACGACGAGAGCGUGGCCGCGGCCAACCUCGAGCCUCCUCCCUCCUCCGAGCGCGAGGGUGGGCACCUCCUAUCCCCAGCCGACGCCACCGGCGUUCCUCCAAAACGUACCAAGUCGCGCAACAACCGGCACCUGCCCUACCGUAUGGCACCGCGGACGCACUCGUUCAAGACCCGGCGCCGCAACGGCAACACCGCCAGCGCCGCCCCCCUUGCGCAGGGCAAGCGCGACAAGCCCGACUACGAGGAGGACUUUGGCCAGGACAUUGACGAGGUGUGGUUCGCGGGUGGCCACGGCGACGUCGGCGGCGGUUGGCCCAUCGUGGACGAUGACCGCCGCAGCGCCAGCCACGUGCCGCUGACCUGGAUCGUGCGCGAGGCCAUGGCCGCCGGUCUCGAGUUCGACAUGCAGCGCAUGCAGGCCAUGGGCUGCGCCGAGGAGCAGGUUCACGUCACCGUGCGGCCGCCGCCGCCGGAGAGCAUGGAGGGCAUGACCCAGGUGGAGGAGGAUGAGGGCGUCACUCAACUGGAGGACUGCGGCGGUCCGGAGACGCAGUCGAAGUUCCGGUCGCGCCACUCGCCCGUCUUCACGGAGGCGCUGCACCGCUCGCACACGUCGCGCCUGCACGACUCGCUCGACUACGGCGGCGGCCUCGGGUUUGUGGCCGUGACGGCGUGGCGCGCGAUGGAGUGGCUGCCGUUCCGCAGGAUGGACCUGCAGAGCGACGGGUCGUGGCGGCCGAUCCGGUGGCCGCUGCCACGCGGCGAGGUGCGCGACGUGCCGCCGGGAGUGCGCGUGCACGGGAGCGUGCUGCGGAGGAUGCAGGCGGACGAGGGGUACCGCCCGGGGAACCUGAUCGUCGGCGGCGGCGGCCGUGGCGUGCGCAUAGCGCCCAAGGAGCUCGGCAUCGGCGAGUGGCAGUGUGUGGCCGAGCCGGGCGACCCGAUCGGCGAGAUCUGGACGCGCAAGGAGACGCGCUGA